GCUCCUUCUGGUUAGUUUGACUGCAAUCCACUCAGAUUGGAAGCGGGUCGAUUAUUGGGAGCCACCAGCGAGGGCAGACAAUGAUGAGGCGGUGAAUUGUUGCUGAUGAAAGUGUAAUUUGCUUGUAUCCUAUUCGAUUUAUUGGUAUUUUACGAACUCUUGUGCAAAAAUGACGACGACCACGACAUAUCAAGGGAUGGAGCCCGGUUCUAAAAGCAGUUCCAGGGUUUUGCGCCCUCCUGGUGGUGGCUCCAACAUUUCACUUGGUACAGAUGAGGAGAAGCCUCCCGUCCGGAAAAACAAGAUGGCCUCCAGUGUUUUUGCUGAGCCAGAGGACCCCUAUGCUAAUCGAAGGAACAACCCACCUGGUGGGAAACCUAUGGGUGUGUUGUGUGGUGAGCCAUCAGCCCCCCUGAGGAGAGGAGGGAACCCCCCCACCAACCACUCCGCAGACGCUGCAGCCACAGAUGGAGAAAAUUCUGUACGUAAUAUUGAAGAUGGUGUUGCUGAGCCUGAAGCAGGUUCAGGACAGCAGGAAGAGGCCCCUCCAGCUGAGGAGUCCACUGCAGGUCUACCGUCUGGCCGCAGGAAUCCCCCUGGGGGCAAGUCCAGUCUCAUCCUGGGUUGAAUCCCAACCUCCUUACAUCCACUCAUCUCUGAACUUUUUUUUUUUCCCAAACAAGGAACCCCAGCUCAUUUGUCUGUACUGCAGAAAUCCUAUCUGAUGACAUUCAUAUAUAAACUGACUGUAUAUAAAGAUGGAUGACAUGAGAGCUCCCCAAAAGUGAAGCCAAAACAGCCCCUUGGUGGCUACAGUACAGGUCAUAAACCCCGCCCCCUCCAUCUUAACUGUGAGGACUUUGACCAAACUAAAAACUCAAAUUACAAAUCAAAUAAAGUUUUCUGAAGGAUGGUUUCUGUCAUUUUAUCACACUAAUGUAUGUUCAAGUGUUCAUUUUCCUGAUAAGUUUAGUUUUAGUUAGUUAUUUGAUGCUAAAAAGAGGUGAAAUGUCAUGAUUGACAGCUGAGUGCCUCUCGCAGUUGAUUCAGAUGGGUGUGUGGGCGGGAACUCGAUACUGUGGCCCCACCUCCCAAUUACUGCUGCAAAGUCACGAGCUCCGAAUGUUGUCAACAGCACAAGAUUGAAGCACUAUGGGAUAUUUUGGCUUCACUUUUGAACAGUCGGAGGAAGUGGAGACAUGUGGUCCGUCUUUGUGUGUGUCAGUGGAUCCAACAGACAGCAGUCUCCUCCACAUCCCCAAGUGCAUUGUUUUGGUACCUCUUUUGAAACUUUUGUACUGUUUUUAUUGUUUGUUUGGUUUGACAGAAGCACUUUAUGUAUGUCUAAUUACAUGGUAAUAAGUCUGCCUUUUCCCCUGGAAUACAUUUGACCUUGCUGUACAAAGAUCACAUUUUAUAUCUGCUGAUGAUAGAUAUCCCCUUACUUUAUUGCAGCACAAACUGUAGGUGAUUACACAAGCAGUUUCCAGAACACAAACAAAGAAAGCAGUCUGUCUUUUUUGGACAGUUCAGCCGACCCAUCUUGCAUGCACGUAUGGUCUGUAACGUGUGAAUGUGACAAGAAACACAACUGUGAAGUUUUUUUUUUUUUUUUUAACUUAACCUGUUUGUUACUUAUUUCUUGUGAAUAAUUAUUGUAUUGUUGUUGCAUGAAACUGGAAACUUUCUACUGAUUAUAUUAUUAUUCUCUACAGGCAAAUAGGAGCCACAUAAAUUACUUCUCAUCAAACUCUGAAGGAUGCAGACAUUUGUAUUUAGAUGGUUACUGUAGGUCCCAUGUCAGGUAACAGAAUUGGAAUAAGCCUUUUUUAUACUGUAGUCACAAACCAUAGAUUAUUGAAACCCCAGUGCCAGUUUUGAGCCCUUUGUUUUUAUAGGUAAAAUCUACUCUAAAAUAAAGUGUGCCUGUUUCCUUAACUGCAUCCUUCCUGUAUCUAGUUUUCCAAUUAUGAAUGAAUGGAAUGUUGUUGGUCCUGCCACUUAAAGUGUUUCUCGUAACUCCAUCCUAGAUUUGAAAAGUGACCUUAUGACAGCUCCGCCUUUUUUCUUUCCUUUUUACCCUCCUUUGUUAAUCAGCCAUCUCACCGAAACUACAGAAGGAUUUUCUAAGAUUCACAUCACAUUAUUUAAACCAAAAUUCAAACACCCUCUUGCUUCUGUCUCAUUGAGUCACAUUACUGUUGUGCCAGCCAACUGUCAUGUGAGAAGACCUGCAUUUCAGGUACAUGAAAUCUCAUGUAAUCUCUGUGUUGUUAUUUUAAUGUGUGUUAUGGUGCAAGACAUGUCUGUUUGCAUCCCAUACCAAUUCCUGUUGCUGGAUGUAGGUCACUGCAGAAAUGUGAAAACAAGAAAUGGCACAAGUGGAAAUGAACAUUAAAAACCAAUUUUGACCAUG
Molecule: messenger RNA, 2416 nt
Organism: Scatophagus argus
Lineage: Eukaryota; Metazoa; Chordata; Actinopteri; Scatophagidae
Gene: jpt1a
Product: Jupiter microtubule associated homolog 1a
Exons: 5
Coding region: 170-628 (152 amino acids)
Cellular component (GO): nucleus
Source: RefSeq, a predicted model, not a curated record